AUGGACACAAAACGACAACGUCACUUUAAUAGCUCGAUUGAGACGUCAUGUACUGAAGUGCGCCACUAUCUGACCAAGACGGACGAGCAGGAGGCGCUUGAUGUUCUGCGUGACCAGUUUUGGCAUGACCAGAAGUGUAUCACCUCAAACGACGUGCGCUCCGUUGUGCGUGCAGUUGCCAACCGUAGAAGCACCACCAGCUUGCCACUCGACUUUCCGCCCAUGUGUUGGAUCCACGAGUUCAAGCGUGUGCACGGCUUCGCGCACGCUGGCGGCAUCUUCGCGGUCGGACUGCCUGGGUGCCUCAGCACGAGUAGUCGCAGCAGCAGCAUCACACGUGCAACAUCCACUAGUCCGGUCAGUGGAGACAGUAGUGACGACGACGAGAGAGGUGGGAACGAACAGUCCUUGAGAUGCUACGACACAGCACGCAAUUCCGAUACGCUGAUGCGGUUCAACAUGCGAUCAACGUACGAAAGUGAAUCGCAGAUGGAGCACACUCGUCAGCAGCAAAAGCAACGCCGGUCCCUCGUUAUAGACAACCACCGUGCACAAAGCGCAUGGACCCAGUGCGAUCAAACAUGGGGCAGAAAUGAACUCGGCAUCAGUGCCAGCAGUGGCAGCUGUGGCAGCGGUGACAGUGAGAAUGGCACGACGACGGGAGCUAGCAGUAGCUCAAGUGUCACUACGGCUCCUUCCACUGCAAGCUCGGACAACAAGGUGUAUAGCUGUGCCGCACCCGGCACUCGCGAGCCAACGUUUAGCGCGAAACGAGGCUACAAGUUGAGCCACACAGUGUCGCCUGAGACGUGGGAAAAAGCAAUCGCGAGUGUAGAGCAGCAGGGGAUGAGUCUACGCGCCGCUGCCAAGAUUUACGGCGUGCACUUUGCAGCUCUUCAUCGUCGCGUGAAGAAGCGUGCGCAGGGAGGACAGUCAUCCAAGGACACCAGUGGUUAUUUUCACCAAAGCGAUGAGGCUGGAAUCAUGCGCGUGGUGGUGGCCCGCGCGGAGUUGGGCGUGCUGAUGACAUUUAAUGAGCUCAUGAACCUAGUGGAGGCUACUGCGUUGCGCAAACUACCAGACAUCUCGGUGGCAAAUGCGCGCAAGUUAAUGGCACGCUUUCAGUCACGCAACGAAAAGUCGGUCUGGCAUAUUAUCGUGGACUGGCCGUCACCAGCGCUUACAAAGUCGUCAAGCCCAGUGGUUAAUCACCAUUACCUGGAACAUCCAGGCUACGAUACCGAGUCCCUGUGCUCAUCAUCAGCAAGUAUGCAGCGAGCAUUUUCAGCUCAUGCUGCGGUUGGCUCCGCAACGGCAGCAGUUGCGCCUGCAUUGCCAUUACAUAUUUCGUUACUUUCCUCCUCGAUUGGUGGAAGUACCUCCUCCAUCAAUGGCAACCGACCCAUGUUGCCGAGUUUGAAUGUUGGUGUGAAAUUCUCACGGCCCCUUGUUCCGCAGCAGCAAGAGCAACUUUAA
Messenger RNA from Peronospora belbahrii, 1476 nucleotides. Lineage: Eukaryota; Oomycota; Peronosporomycetes; Peronosporales; Peronosporaceae. The record is from the annotation of a GenBank genome assembly.